AUGAACUCGACCUUCAGUCAACAACGCGCAGGACAGAAUGCCUUGGCGUUUGCAGGAAUCCAGGAGACUCUCCCAGCCACUUAUCAUCUGAUUGCCUCACUCUCCCGGUCCAAAGGAGACUUCAAUCUCGGCACAAUCCGAGACUCCUUGGAGGAAAUCCAGAGGCUGGCAUGGAAAGAGGUCAAUAGUAUGGACAUGCAGAGCCUCAAAUCAGCUGCCAUUGCUAUUGGGCAGUGGUACAAAAACGCUACCACAGAGAUAUUCCAGGUUUGUAAUAUAUAUAUAUAAAUAUAUAUGAAGGUG
Messenger RNA from Sphaeroforma arctica JP610, 303 nucleotides. RefSeq lists its product as hypothetical. The record is from RefSeq and is a predicted model, not a curated record. The transcript is spliced from 2 exons. NCBI's taxonomy places the organism in Eukaryota, Ichthyosporea, Ichthyophonida. Bases 1 to 288 code for a protein of 95 amino acids.